Molecule: messenger RNA, 630 nt
Organism: Aspergillus versicolor CBS 583.65
Lineage: Eukaryota; Fungi; Ascomycota; Eurotiomycetes; Eurotiales; Aspergillaceae
Exons: 1
Coding region: 196-552 (118 amino acids)
Source: RefSeq, a predicted model, not a curated record
UGCGGAGUCAAAGGAGCGAUGUCAAAAAAGACGAAAAAGAAUAGAGUAAGGUGACGGAAUAAUGAGGAGAACAAUAACAAAGUGUUCUUGCUCAAGAAGUGAUAAACACAGGUGAUAUUGAAGGGAAGAAUUGCCGCCCGGUGCUUCGUUGUGGGCAGUCGUUCCCUGGGGAUGAAGAAAGGAACUGCCCAAGUAAUGAUGUCGGGUCCUUUCAGUCAACCUCGAGGGAAAUGCAGGAAGAUGGUCUUAGAACGACUGCCCACAGCAGGUAGGAAGCGAGGAAGGCAGGUUGAAGGUGAGAAGCCCACGGCGAGCGAGGCAAUGCAGUGGGAGGAGAGGAAGAGGACUGGCAAGGCGAGGGAGAGACGGAGAAAGCGAUGCAGGCCAGAGGAUGAAGGGAAAAGGCAGGUCGCGAGUCAAAAAGACAGACACCAGGCCGUCAUGCGUGAGAAGGAGAGAAGAGGGAAGAGGGCUUUGGGGAGAGGCAGAUCAAGUGGAGGGACAGGAAGUGGCAGAGUGAGCGCCUGGAGAGCUGCACUGAAACUCGAAUAAUACCGAUACAUAAGCAUUACUCUGAUACAGUGUGCUGGAAACGAACUUGAAGUCGCAGCAGACGGGAAGGGAAAUGAU